AUGCAGCCUGUGGGCGGGACAAUUGAGAUCUGGGCAAGGCUGCUCAACUCCCGACCGUCUCAACUGGAAGUGGUGGAGGUGCAACCAGGAUCCGAUGAAGGAGAUCAGACGGCUACCGUCGGUGAGGACAGUCCAGGAGCACCAUCGUCAGCCGGGAGUGCCAAUCUAGAUGUACCAGAUGAAGAAGAUGACGUCGAUGAGCCUAACUCUUCACCAUGGCAAGAGGGCGGUGUCGUGCUUCCGCAGAAUUUCAUGGAGCUGUUCUCCAAAAAUUUUCUAGAAGCAAAUCUGAAGGCUGCCGAAAUGGCGCGAGAUUCCCGAGAUUCUCGUGCGGAAUCAGUGGGAAAUUUAUCACCAAUGGGUAUGGAUGGGAUGUCAUCACCAAGACGUUCACCACAAUUGCCCGUGCUACCCGGUGCCCAGGUCGUCGCCCAAUUGCCUCAUUCCCAAAUCUUCCGUCCAGAUGACUGGAGUUGGCAUCGAAACCCGGCAGCCGCAAUUCGGAGCGGUGGAACGAACAAACAGACGCCAGUUUGGAAGUAUUUCGUCUAUAAUAAGGCGGAGAACUUGUCUAGAUGCAUCGUCGGAAACUGUACUUACCACCUCAAGGGUCCUCACACAUCAACCCUAGCCUGCCAUCUAAAAAAGCACCCAGAAGAAUAUCGAGAAUUCCAGAAGUUGAAGGCGGAGUACAGCCGGGAACGAUGCAGUGGUCAACUGCCACCUUCACCCUCCUCAUCAGCUUCAAGUGCUACCUCUUCUGGAGGCAGUGCAGGUAAUGGUGCUGUCAAGUCAAAGCCCAAGUCGAAGCCGCAGGCGCCUAAAAAUCUGAGCUCGAUCGCGGAGGCUUUGAGCAAACAGGCUGCUGCUGCACUUCAAGCCUCUGCUGCUACACUUGGACCUCAGGGAUUGAUGAAUAGCCUUGGAUUACUACAUCCUCUUCCAAAUCCCGGAUUCUCUCCAUUCUUGAUGAAUCCAGCCGCCAUCCCCACAUCAACAGCUUUUCCUCAACCCUUCUUCCAACAACAAACUGCAUUAAACCUGGCCACCCAGAAUGUCGCGCCACAAUUCAAUUCGAAAAAAUGGCGAAAAGAUGAGCAGAAACAAAAGGAACUAGAGAGUCGUCUAGCCCUAAUGAUUGCCGCCAACCAUCUCCAUCCUGAAAUCAUAAAAGACGCUUGCUUCCAGCAAUUCCUCGAACUGGCGCAACCAAAAUUUAAUCUACCGGAAGAACCGUCAAAUGUUGAGUCGUCAAUUGCGGCUGAAUAUGUCAGAAUGACAGAAAAUAUAAAAAAUCAGCUGGCAUCAGCGAGGCGGAUAACUCUUGUUGCCGAAACCGUACCGAUCUCAAGGGAAGGCGAGCAGGAAGCGAUACUUCUUGUUGUCUCUGCCGUCUACUUAUCCCCAACAAAUAACCUGGAUUACGCAUUGCUUGGAAUCCGCCACCUCGAAAAUCCGGAUUCCAAAGCCAUCCAUUGGCAGGUGGAAAAUUUGGCCCUCGAGCGAUACAACUGCCCCCUAAAAAGAGUCUCUCGAAUCCUCCUUCCUGAUGUUGGAGAAGAAUCGUCACUUCAAGAAAAUACAAUUGAGCCUCAUUUUGCAAAUGUUCUCAAUAAGCUAGCUGAAGCAAUCCAAACCUCAACACACUUGGAGGACCUCCGAAGUGCCAUCCAUAAUCUUCUUGUUUUUGUCGGCCAUCGCCCUCAAUUUAUCCAAAGAGUCAAAGGAGCUGGAGGCAAAUUGCCAAUGUUUUCACCUUCUGAGCCGUUCCAAACGAUCAUUGGCAAGCUGUCAAAAUUGAAGAAUGAAAUUAGCCAAGCAAUGGAAAAAGAAGAGGAUCAAAUGGCAAAUCUUUCGGAAGAGCAUUGGAGUCAAAUUGAAGAACUGGUUGCGCUUUCUGACGAAUUAGUUCAACGAUUGUCUAUUCGAUCUGGAAAGAUCCAAACGAUCGAUACGGUCGUCCCAUCACUUUUACAACUUCGACCAUUCCUUGAACUACAAUCAUGCCCCAAACUUGCUGAAGAAAUUGCCGAGCUUUUCGAUGGACUGACUGGCCCAAUUCUCGACAGCACUCAUCCUCAUUUUGAUGGAUCAUUUCUUCAAGCUACAGCGUUGAAUCUCCAGUUGGCUCGUUGUCUAAAUGAAGAACAACUUGACACGGCCAAAGAAUCAUUAAUACAAACGCUGCAAGCCAAAUUAUCGAAUGAGGAACCUCGGCGGCAGAAAACACCAAUGAAUGUUGAUGAUCUGCUGGCUAUUUGCGAGAGAAAGCAGAGCGGGGAUGCCGAAUCCUCUCCAGCCUUAACUCCGUUUUCGAUUGCUAAUAUUGGUAGCCCCUAUGAUUUCCUUCAGGCCUUACCAAAAUCAAAUGAGUUGAAGCAACGAGCUAUGGAAGUGUUGGUUGGACACUAUUGGAAUGAGAUCUUGCCUGGGGAAGGAGCAAUGACGAUGUUCGGUAUGAUGGAAAAAUUCGCGGGCAGCCAUCUGCCACCACUCGCCUAUUGGUCUUCAAAAGUAUCACAUGCUGGCCUUUUGGCUGAAUAUGCGAUUACACUACUUUCUACCCCAGCCCUUCCCCUCUCACCCGAUCGCAUCUUCAGUCAAACCGGUCUCCAAUCUCCGCUACCAGGGAUCAACUUCAGCCCAAUCAAUCUGCCACUCCAACAUGCCCGUUUUGAAAGGGACGUCCUUCUACGCUUCAACAAGACUACGCCAAAUUUGCAA
This is a messenger RNA of Mesorhabditis spiculigera, 2724 nucleotides long. The record is from the annotation of a GenBank genome assembly. Lineage: Eukaryota; Metazoa; Nematoda; Chromadorea; Rhabditida; Rhabditidae.